Molecule: messenger RNA, 4318 nt
Organism: Paramormyrops kingsleyae
Lineage: Eukaryota; Metazoa; Chordata; Actinopteri; Osteoglossiformes; Mormyridae
Source: RefSeq, a predicted model, not a curated record
ACAGGUUUCAUUUCCUUUGUGCUAGAUUAACAGCAGAGUCUCAUGACUAAAUAAAAUGUAUAUGGACGCGUCUCUGCUCGCGGCCAGGCGCUUUUACUCUCCCAGGCUAUCACAUGUCACUCCCGUGUUAGGCGCUCCUGGGAAGUCGAUCGUACUUCCUGCCCCCGGUGGAGCCCACAGUAUCCAUCCAGCGCAGGGCUUGUCCCAGCUGAGGUAUGCGGGGAGCUGGAAGCAGACACAGGGGCCGAGAGUCGGAGCUGCGUGACCGCCCGCUUUAAGAACAAGCAGCGCUCGCCUCGCCCAAGCGCAUAAGCUCCGGUCGCUUUGGUAAGGCACCGAGACGUAAAGGGGCGGACAUCUUAGACCGAUCGCUAACUUUGCCACAUAGGUGACCAGAUUGGGUGGUAAUGAGCACGGGAAGCUCACGGUCCUGCUCGUCCGUGAUGCCAGCAGCUCGGGAGCGCGCAUUCAGCUCCGGCCGGUGACGGAUCUCGCAGCUGUUUUCUUAAACUUUUAAAACAGUGGAGGAGACGACGGGGAGGAAAAAGACGCCAAGAUGAAGAAGCAGUUCAACCGGAUGAAGCAGCUCGCCAACCAGACGGUGGGAAGAGCCGAGAAAACAGAAGUCCUCAGCGAUGACCUCCUCCAGAUUGAGCGGCGCAUGGACAUCGUGCGGCUGGUGUCCCACAACACGCACAAGCGCAUGGUCACGUGCCUCCAGGGCCACAUCGGGACGGAUGCAGAGAAGCGGCAGAAAAAGCUCCCACAGACAGCACUCUCUCAGGCCAUGCUGGACGGGGCCGGGCAGUUGGGCGACGAGUCUCUCAUUGGCAAAACGAUGGAGCUCUGCGGGGACGUGGAGAACAGGCUGGCGUCAGAGCUGAUGCAGCACGAGGUGCAGAUAGAGAGGGAGGUGAUGGACCCCCUGAACCAGCUGGCUGAGGUGGAGAUCCCCAACAUCUUAAAGCAGAGGAAACAGCUGGCCAAACUGGUGCUGGAUUACGACUCUGCAAGAGCCAGGUGGCUGCAGCAGAACAAGUCGAUGGUGUCCACCACAAACAGCUCGGGCCUGACCGCUAAGGUGGAGGCCAUCAAGGAGGAGGUAGACGAGGCUAUGAACAAAGUGGAGAUCUGCAAGGACCAGUUGGCUGCUGAUAUGUAUACCUUCUCCUACAAGGAGGGAGACUACGCCCGCUAUUACGUCACGUUGCUGGAGGCGCAGGCUGAUUUCCACCGGAGGGCCCUGUCUCUGCUGGACCAGGUGCUGCCAAACAUACGGGCACAGCAAGACUCAUGGACAGAGAAGCCGGCCUUUGGGACAUCGUUGAGCGAGCACUUGAAGCGCAGUGGAAGGGAGAUCGCUCUGCCCAUAGAGGCGUGCGUCAUGAUGCUGCUGGAGACGGGCAUGAAGGAGGAGGGCCUGUUCCGCAUCGCGGCUGGAGCUUCCAAGCUGAAGAAGCUGAAGGCGGCUCUGGACUGUUCCACCUCACAGUUGGAGGAGUUCUACUCCGACCCCCACGCUGUCGCUGGUGCUCUUAAGUCCUACCUGAGGGAGCUACCAGAACCUCUCAUGACUUUCGAGUUGUAUGAGGAGUGGAUACAAGCUUCCAACAUGUCCGACCCAGACAAGAGACUCCAGGCACUGUGGGUAACAUGUGACAGCUUGCCGAAGCACAACAAAGCCAACUUCAGGUAUCUGGUGAAGUUCUUAGCCAGGCUGGCACAGGAAAGCGAGGUCAACAAGAUGACGCCAAGCAACAUCGCCAUCGUGCUGGGACCCAACCUUCUGUGGGCCAAAACUGAGGGGAGCCUGGCGGAGAUGGCCGCUGCCACCUCGGUGCACGUGAUGACCAUCAUUGAGCCCAUCAUCCAGCAUGCUGAUUGGUUCUUCCCAGACGAGGUGGACUUCAACGUGUCAGGCAUGUUCGUCAUGCCCAGUUCCACAACCGUCUCGACCAGCUUUCUGACCCCCACGGAUAUGGAUUUCGGGACCACAGACAAGAAGAGGCCCAUCAGCAUGGCUGUCCUGGACUCUGAUAGUCCACGCAGAGACAGCUUAGUUAACAAACUAUUGGACCACACCCCACGUAGAGCCAACACUUAUAAAAAGCCCCUUGCCUCGCCUGCCUUUCAACCCCCCCUGCCCCCAACAGAGGGCACUGGGGUGGCACUAACACAUGCUCAGGUUCAGCCAAUGGGCUCAGGCCAGGAAGUGUUGUCGUCAGAGUCCGCACAAGGGGCGGAGACAGGUGUCGCGUUGCAGGAGCUCCCCACCCAACGCACAGAGGUGGACAGCUCCACAUCCCCUGUCCAGAAGAACGGGUUCUCUGGUGGCCUGCCACCAAACCCCUAUGGUGCGGGCGGCAGCUCGGGGCCGCUCAGUGUCCCCCAGCCCGGCGCGCGGGCCCCUAGUCCCCUCAUGGUGCGCAAAGGUGUGAAAAAGCCUGCCCCUGCCCCACCCAAACCGACCAAUCCCCCUCCGGGACAGGCCAGCAGCCAGCCAAUAGCAUCCUCAUCAGCGGCACAGCCGUCUGCCCCAUUGGCCAAGCCAAUUCCCAGCUCUUCCCCAUCGGGACAGAGUCUAACCCCGCCGUCUAGCAUGGCUCGCCGCCACUCGACCAAUCAGCUCCCCAUCCAGGCCCCCAGUCACCCGCCCCCUCAGCCUCCCAUGCAGGUCACACCCCCCCUCCAGCCCAAAGCUGCCACCACCACCCCAGGGACGGGCGAAUCCAGCGCGGACCCCUCCCCCCCCAGCACGCCGACACCCCCUGACACUCCGCCGCCCGACACUUGGCUCCCCGACAUCUCCUGUGCUCCACCCGCUUCACCCAGCUACCAGUCUGGCUCCCUGCCCCGCCCCCGGCCCGUGCCUAAGCCCCGCCAUCGGCCUAGCGUGCCCCCUCCCCCACAGCCAGCCACCCAUGGCAGCGAUGGCACCAACGGCGUGUGCCGCAGCACCUCCAAGAUCUCCUCAGAGACACUUCCUGAGGAGUCACCAGACGGCACUCAGGUGCUGAAGGGUCUCAGCCGCACGCUGGAAUUCACUGUGGAGCCCCCAGCAGUCGGCCCCGAGCUCGAGUCGGAGAGCACCGCCCUCUGAGCUGGAGGCCGUGCCCCUCCCAACACACCCUGCCCACUUUCCACAUCUCAGUUGGCCAAAGACCCCUCCCCCCUUAUCUCAUUUAAAACAUCCUCACUCCAGUGCACUCCUUACGCACCCUGCCGGGCACCAACGAACUCUUGCACCUUCAGGUGUGUGCCUGCUGGAACAGUGACUAGGACGUGGAGUAGAUGACCAAAGACCCUUAGAUAAGCAUUUCACUUGGGGACACUUUUCUCUCCGUCUGGAAACAGCUGAACGUGACAGUUCCCCUGAGUGGACGAGUUCACUCAUAGGUGAUGGGGCUUCUGUAUUCGGAUGGAGAAUCUUUCUCUUCUGGCUUAAUAUUGUGCAAAAGGUGUUUCUGGUGGUAUAUGGAAUGUGUUUUUUUUCCAAGGAAAAUGUGUAUUUUUUUGUGUAGCUGUUACUUUACAAGUGCAUCUGGGCGGCGGGGGGAAUGACGCAUACCAAAGUGAAAGCCGCCGGUGUGCCGAGACGGGUCACCGCAGCUGUCUCCGGGAGACCCGUGCCGCCCCCCGGACAUAGCCCCCAGAGCACACCCCCCUCUCUAUUUAUUUACAUGCACAUUCCAGCCAUACCUCUGCAUUUCUGCCGUGGAAGCGGACACCAGAUCAGGAAGCGACUUACGGACCCUUCCGGCGUAAAAGGAGCGGCGUGGGAUGGCCCGGUUCCUCCUGGACGUCUGCGCAGCUUUGGCGGCGCACGGGGCCCAUCAUAAGGACGAUGGAAGACCUCAUUUCAGCGUGCCACCUUACUUUCCGGAACGGGCCGCAAGUUUCUUAAGAAUAGUGUCUUAUCACCAAAGAUGCGGUAUAAUUCUGAAUGAGUUAAAAAUACACUUUGAGCACUGUGGGUGAUUUCGGUUUUCCUCAAUGUGAUUCUUCGAUUUCCCCCCCACCCCACAAGGCAGAGCGUUCUGACUCUCUACCCACUGUGUUUUAUAAGCUACCCCCCCCCCACUCUGCAUUUAGCCUCCCCUCAUUCCCGUAAGAUGGCCGUCGCACUGUCAAAAGCACCGACGCGCAGCUGCUGUCCCACACAGGGUUCACGCUGUGAAAUGGUACAGCCUCUGCCCCUCCCCUGUCCCCCAAAUCUCCCCCCCCCCCCCGAAAUGAACUUCUCGCGUUUCACUGCGUUGCCUUAGUCACACCAGAAAAUUCGUUUUUUUAUUUUUAAUAAAAGCCUCUGAAACUCAAA